AUGGCGGCCCAUCACGAACCAGGGCGGCCCGAGCAGGGCCUCACCCCUUGGCCAAUGUCGGACCCGUGGACUGCCUGCUCCCAAGGUGGCACCGGCAAUCCCCAAGACGGCGUGAUACGCCAGGGCAGCCCAUUGCCACGAACAGUUGCUUCCGACGUGGAUCCCAGAGACCUUCCCGACCGGAUCCUCAACACGCGCCCCAACGCCGUCUUCAACAAGCUGACGUCGUGGCCUCUGAGCCCCAAACUGAGGCGUGACAAGUCCCAGAUCAAGGAGUAUAGGAACAUGGAGCUGCACAUUCUCCACAAUGCCGAGUUUGAGCUCAAGGAUGGCGACACGAUUGCCUUUGUCGACUUGCCGAGCACCCUCAAGGAGACAUGGAGGCAUACCGACUGCGACGGGGUGCCCUUUGCCAGGACUCAAAAGUUCCGCGUCCACUCCGAGAGGCUCUUGGCGACUGGGUCUUCCAAAUUCGCCGACAUGCUUGGCCCGACGUAUCAGUUUAGGAUACAGCGCCGGCGCAAGAUGGUCAACAAGAUGCCCCCCGGCGUCAAGUUCCUCGUCGACCUCACGCCCCCUUCCGAGGGCGACGAACUCGUCUUCCAAAUGACGGAGCUCUCCCUCACCCCCGGCAUCAUGAGCUGGUGGAGCUCCAGCAAGCUGCACGAUACAGACCCAAGCCUCGUCAGCGGCCAUGACGACGUUUGCUCGUGCCGACUUUCUAAACGCUCUUCUGUCGACGUCGAUAGCGACGAUGAGUUCUUGGGAGACCUGAAGCACGACAUCAAUGUCGCCAACGUUGCACCGCGCGAAUUUGAACAAACUGUUCAAGACGACAAAAAGCCAGAGAGCCAGCAGAUGAUGCCAGAUACUCUCCUGAGACUAAAGAACAGGGGGAAGACUGACCGCUAUAUGACGCCAGCGUUCCGGCAAGUACCCGACUAUUGCCCCGUGCGCCACCGCAACGCCAUAGUCCGCCUGCUGUUCAUUAUUGAGGGGCGAGAUGUGCUCAUCGAUUCGGCCAGCCGAGUCUGGACACUUCUUGGCCUUGCCAAGAUAUUUGACUGCAUCCACGUCGUCCGCGAUCUGAUUGUGCAGUGGUUCAUGCACGGGAACAACAUUCGAUUUAUCGAAGUGCUUCCCGAGGAGUCGCUUCGCAUUGGCUUCGCCCUCGAGAACAUGCAGAUUACCCAAAAUGCGUUUCGCAUUCUCGUCAACGAACUUGCCCUUCAAGAGGCGGCGAGUGACGGGUCUAAACCAGCGUCACCCCGCACGACGAUUUUCGGACGAAGAACGGGAGACUGUACCGACGAACACUCCAACCUCAUACAGCAUGCCGCGCGGACACUGGUCGAUAGAAUUUCGACGCUCAAAAAUGAGCUACAGAGCCCGGACCUGUUCAACAUAUGGCACAUUGAGGAAUGGGACAAGCUGCGAAGGCUUGAAGCCAUCCUCGCCAAGGGGGAAAGCCUCUCAUGCGCCAUGGCCCUGACCAGGUUGCGGACACUUAUGGAGGCUCUGCCCACUGCCGUGACUGAAAUUGUGCGGCAGAUUCUAUCAGACCCCAUCACAGAAAAGCGCUAUACGUUCUGGAACAUGGACGUGGACCGGGCAACCUACAUGCUGCCACAGGACUUUGAAGGCCUUGAAACGAUAGUCCCGCGCUUUAACGACACCCAGAAGCUGCUGUGCCCGUUUUUCUACAACGACCUCGGCGAGCGAUGCAGCUGGCAUCUAUAUCUUGGGGCUCACCCAAGGAAGAGCCGCGUCCCAUUUCAGUCUCUGGUCAAGGAGCUUGACAAGGCUCUCGAAAAUGUCUCCCGCGAACAGCCUGCCAUUAUGCGCAGCCCUGAAUGCGCCGAAUUUGUCCGGGCAUACGAUACCUCCGCCAGAUUAAUGGUCUACCAUUUCAUCACCGUGGUGGAUCUGGAUCGUUUGGACUGGCAAGUUAAGGACGCUCUACAGCCCAUAACCGUGUCCUGGAUACGCCACGACGUCGACCCGCCGCUGAAUCUCACUCGCCACAUGCUUCUGACAUUAUCGAUGAACGAAAUGAAGUUUCUGCCGCUGUGGGCGGGCGGAUUCGACGACGGCACUGGAGGCGUAUUUGAGAGCUAUGUUCCCCCGACUGACAUGGGGCCAAACGGGCCAGGGCCAUCGUACCAUACGGGGUACACUUUGCCGUCCGCCCCGGCAAGCAUAUCGGAAUCCAUGAUUGAGGAGAUGUCCGCCAUGAGGUUCAAGGGGAGCACCACGGCGGGGUCAGUCGAUGUUCACGACAGCAUCUCGACCGUGUACCGGCCCGACAAGGUCAUCGCCGACGACGUCUCCAUCGCGACCGAGUCGUUUACGAUGGCUGGCUCGGAGUACCAACAGGCGCGGUUUGCGGUGCCGGCGGCGCACCAGGGACCGGGGCAGGUCCUCGAGAUGAUGGUCGACUCGGACGCGGACACGGACGCCUCCUGCACGCUCGAUGGCGAAUCGGUCGCCGGGGGCGCGAGGGGCAGACGAGACGACACUGUGGGGCCGUACAGCGAGGAUAGCGACAGCGAGGGCAGCCUGGUGGUGGUUUGA
This is a messenger RNA of Purpureocillium lilacinum, 2574 nucleotides long. RefSeq lists its product as uncharacterized. NCBI's taxonomy places the organism in Eukaryota, Fungi, Ascomycota, Sordariomycetes, Hypocreales, Ophiocordycipitaceae. The record is from RefSeq and is a predicted model, not a curated record.